Manacus vitellinus (golden-collared manakin) is the source of this 465-nucleotide messenger RNA. RefSeq names its product chromosome unknown C11orf94 homolog (gene FREY1). The transcript is spliced from 4 exons. NCBI's taxonomy places the organism in Eukaryota, Metazoa, Chordata, Aves, Passeriformes, Pipridae. The record is from RefSeq and is a predicted model, not a curated record. Bases 12 to 290 code for a protein of 92 amino acids.
CAGUGUGCACCAUGCUGCACUGGCUUCUGCUGCUCGCCCUGCUGCUGGGGGCUGCCCUCCCACAGCCUGUGCACCAGAGGGUCAGCUACUCGGUCCCUGAGGACUUCUCUGCUCCCUUGGAGCUUCCGCAGAAGCACUUUGGCCUGGUGGAUGAUUACGGCAUCAAACCCAAGCAGCCGCGCUUCCCAACCCGGGCGGCUCGGGAGCGGCCGGCGGUGCUGCGCAGAGCUGGCAAAAGCAAGCGCGAUGGUCUCGACCUGCUGGAGUACUACGAUGAUGCCCAGCUGUGAGCCAGUGUGCCCCCGUGCCCACCACAGCCCCACAGCUGCUGUGUCAUCAUACUGCAAGAGAUUGACUCUGCCACUGCAAUUAAAAGUCACCCCAGAUGGAUGUGAUGGGAAGCUGUGCCAUGGUCACAAGGAGGAGAUGCUGUCACCCCAGCCUGCAGCUGGAAAGGGCAGGAGC